AGGACUCACUUCCUGUUUUUAGCCCUUGGUGGACUCGUGGAUAGCAGUCCAGGUGAUAUUGUGAUAUUACAAGUUAAAAUAAUGAAUAUCCUCAAUCCCUGGAAGAAACUGGUGUCACCGGCAUUCAAAAGUGUCUUAAUAGAGCAAACUGGUGUUUUUAGAGGCGUCUGUUCGCUCCCCAAAGCUCGUUGUCUCAGUCCGUGUUUACCUCGACGUUUUACAGCUAAUGUUUCCUCAUGUCAGCGUUGGCGUCGUGUAACGUUGAACACCAGCCACUUAGACACAAAAAGGUUUUAUUCCGAGAUAAGUAAUGAAAGCAGUGAUUCAAAGAGCAGCACUGACGUGUUUCAAGAGGAGUCUCAUGAGCUGGACAGUGACAGCAGUCAAAGAUCUUCUGUGAAGUUCUCUCUUGAUGUGCUGGUGUCUCUGCUGCGUCAGGAAAACGCAGUGGACAUAUGUGUGAUUAAAGUACCGGAGCAGAUCAAAUACGCAGAGUACUUCAUUGUCGUCAGUGGUGUAUCACCAAGACACCUCCGUGCAAUGGCACUUUAUGCCAUCAAAGUGUACAAGUUUCUGAAGAAAACAGGAGAGCAAAAUGUCAAAAUUGAAGGAAAGGAUGCAGAAGACUGGAUGUGUAUUGACUUUGGGAAUAUGGUUGUCCACUUCAUGCUACCAGAGACCAGAGAUGUGUAUGAACUGGAGAAACUCUGGACUCUCCGCAACUUUGAUGAUCAGCUGAAGAGCAUCCCUUCUGAGACGCUACCAGAGGACUACAUAUAUGAUGUUGAAGUCACAAAGUGACAAGACAAGACAAGUUGUGCACAGAAUAUACUACAUGUACUGCUCUGAAUGCAUAACUUACUAACUUUGAAUGCAUCCUCUCUUUCCCCUGUGAGUAGAAAGGUGUACAAUAACGGUGUGAAUUAUUUUUGAGACUGCUAAAGAAAAUAUGUGUUUUAACAUAUUCUGAUGGAUAAAAUAAAUGAUUUUAAUAACA
This is a messenger RNA of Dicentrarchus labrax (European seabass), 997 nucleotides long. RefSeq names its product mitochondrial assembly of ribosomal large subunit 1 (gene malsu1). The coding region runs from base 82 to 801 and encodes 239 amino acids. Gene Ontology annotation, molecular function: ribosomal large subunit binding. The transcript is spliced from 4 exons. The record is from RefSeq and is a predicted model, not a curated record. NCBI's taxonomy places the organism in Eukaryota, Metazoa, Chordata, Actinopteri, Moronidae. Gene Ontology annotation, cellular component: mitochondrion. Gene Ontology annotation, biological process: negative regulation of translation; negative regulation of ribosome biogenesis.